GAGAGGAGGAGGAGGGAGCCUCACAUCCCGGGCUGCUGGGGAAGGCAUGCCAGCUUCUGCUUACGUUAUUAGACACCGACAAGCUGCGACAGUGUAACCGGGCACCGGGAAAGGGCGCUUUGACCAGCAGAUGCUGCUGGGAACCACGGACUGUGACUACUGCAUUGGAUACCUGUUGUCUGUGACUGGGAAGACUUAAUACCUUCAUUAACCUGUAUUGCCAAUAUUGGUCUGGAACCAUUUCACAGCAGUCGUAUAUAAAGUUGACUAGUCACAAUGAAUGUGACAAGCUUAUUCUCCUUCACAAGCCCAGCGGUGAAGAGGCUGCUUGGUUGGAAACAGGGAGAUGAAGAAGAGAAGUGGGCAGAGAAAGCAGUGGAUGCUUUGGUGAAAAAGCUGAAGAAGAAAAAAGGAGCCAUGGAGGAACUGGAAAAGGCCCUGAGCUGUCCUGGACAGCCCAGUAACUGUGUCACCAUUCCUCGCUCCUUGGAUGGCAGGCUGCAAGUGUCACACCGUAAGGGCCUACCACAUGUGAUUUAUUGCCGUGUGUGGCGUUGGCCUGAUUUACAGAGUCACCAUGAACUGAAACCCUUGGAGUGCUGCGAAUAUCCUUUUGGUUCCAAACAGAAGGAGGUUUGCAUCAACCCAUAUCAUUAUAAACGAGUGGAGAGUCCUGUCCUGCCGCCUGUUCUUGUUCCACGGCACAGCGAGUACAACCCACAACACAGUCUCCUCGCGCAGUUCCGAAACUUGGAGCCAAGUGAGCCACAUAUGCCUCACAACGCUACUUUUCCAGACUCUUUCCAGCAGCCAAACAGCCAUCCGUUCCCUCACUCGCCCAACAGCAGCUACCCAAAUUCACCUGGAAGCAGCAGUACUUACCCUCACUCCCCGGCAAGCUCUGAUCCUGGGAGCCCUUUCCAAAUACCAGCUGACACCCCUCCUCCAGCUUAUAUGCCCCCUGAGGAUCAGAUGACGCAAGACAACUCUCAGCCAAUGGACACAAACAUGAUGGUGCCGAACAUCCCACAAGAUAUCAAUAGAGCAGAUGUACAGGCUGUUGCGUAUGAAGAGCCAAAACACUGGUGCUCCAUUGUCUAUUAUGAGCUCAACAAUCGUGUGGGAGAAGCUUUCCAUGCCUCCUCCACAAGUGUGUUGGUGGAUGGCUUCACUGAUCCUUCAAACAACAGGAACAGAUUUUGCCUUGGGCUUCUGUCCAAUGUUAACCGGAACUCGACCAUUGAAAACACCAGGCGGCAUAUUGGGAAAGGUGUGCAUUUAUACUACGUUGGGGGUGAGGUCUAUGCCGAAUGCUUAAGCGACAGCAGUAUUUUUGUUCAGAGCCGGAAUUGUAACUUUCACCACGGUUUCCAUCCAACAACUGUGUGUAAAAUCCCCAGUGGCUGCAGUCUAAAGAUUUUUAACAACCAAGAAUUUGCUCAGCUUUUGGCCCAGUCUGUAAACCAUGGCUUUGAAACGGUCUAUGAACUGACAAAGAUGUGCACUAUUCGGAUGAGUUUUGUCAAGGGUUGGGGUGCAGAAUAUCAUCGCCAGGAUGUGACAAGCACCCCCUGCUGGAUUGAGAUUCACCUUCAUGGCCCACUUCAAUGGCUGGAUAAAGUACUUACUCAGAUGGGCUCCCCCCAUAAUCCCAUCUCAUCUGUCUCUUAAUGGAAUGGGAUGUUCCUGCCUCUGGAUUCAUUGGAGCCAUGCAUGUACUUGAAGGAUGUAUGAGUCAGACACUUACUGGCAAAUGGGACAUUGGUAGUUUUUUUUGUUUUUGUUUUUUUUAAAGUCUUUUGGGGGGGGCUGUCAGCACCUCAACUACUUGAUGUUUGUGACCAACUCUUAAGAAAAGAGAGGAGAUCUUUAGAUCCAGUGCCCUGCUGUUCUGCUGUUGCUUAAUAAAAUAUGGCUCCCUAAACAGCAGCACAUAUUAACUUUUGAAUUUUCUAAUCCAGUUUAGCAUUGUGAUAUAAGACAAUGCUGUGUAAAAUAGUGAGUCAAGCAAAAUGCCCUGCAGAGUGUGCAUACUAGGCACAAAAUGAGAUGUAGUGAGAGAGACACAUAGGUGAAACUAAGGCUUCAAAUAAACAGCAAUGUUUUUAUCUGGGGGUGGGGAAGUUGGAGAAGUUAGACAGAUGUACAGAAGUCCUUUGUGAACACAUCUCUUUCCUGGAUGAUUCAGCUGCAUUAAAAGACAUGAGUUAGUGGUUGUACAUGGGAGACUAACUUGUUCUUUCUUAAUGUGUAUUGGCCUUACCACCCUCAGGUUAUUAGGGAUUGCUCCUUGCUCCAUGUUUGUAUGGUGUGUUUUUGUUUUGCUCUUGUUUUUCCUUCCUCUCUGAAUGGAAUGUUCUCUGCUCAAGGGCAUCCAACUUCUGUCCCUUCACCCUCUGGCUGCCAGGGGUCUCCUUUUAUAGUUUAACUGCUGGAGGGCCCCUGUUUGGGCUGAAAUAGAUUUUGGGAAUUGGAGUCACUGGCUGUGGCUAGUAAAUGUAAGCACAGAUUCAUGGAUAUUUGUGUGAUGUUAGCUGUGCAUUUGCUUCAUUCUUCCCCCUCUUUUUUUAAAUCCCUUUAUUCAGUCAGUUCCUUGCUACAUCAGUAGGUAUGCUGUAUGAAUAAAGCAAAAGGGCAAAGACUUUUUACUGCUGCCGUACCAGCCUUGGCUUCCUGCAUAUUUUUCAUAUCUGAUAGUAUAUAAUAAAUGCUUCAUUGUUAACCCCUGCUAUGCUGGAGGGGCUUGCAGUGUUGAGUGGUGCCCCCUGCUUUGUAAAAAUACUGCAGUUUAAUUGUAACAGCUGAAGGCUUCCAGUCCUCCUCCUUCUCAGAGCCACCAGGGAGACCAGUGCACCUCUUCUGUAGCUCUGAUGAGCCUGAACAAAACCUCUGCUGAGCUUUUCCAGUUUUAUUUAAUAAGUCAUAAAAAAUGCCAGGUUCAUUAAACGCAAACUUUUUUUAAUAUUGUUACUUUUUGUACGAUUUUUUUUGUUUUUGUUUUUCCUUUUAGUCUUUUAUAUUCACAGUUAAGCUGCAGUACUUCUUGGAAGUACUUUUAUUCCAGAUCUAGUGAAUCCUCUCCACUAGAAGUUUCAAUAAACUGUCGUUAUUGCUUA
Xenopus tropicalis (tropical clawed frog) is the source of this 3116-nucleotide messenger RNA. RefSeq names its product SMAD family member 1 (gene smad1). NCBI's taxonomy places the organism in Eukaryota, Metazoa, Chordata, Amphibia, Anura, Pipidae. Gene Ontology annotation, biological process: regulation of DNA-templated transcription. Gene Ontology annotation, cellular component: cytoplasm; nucleus; transcription regulator complex. The record is from RefSeq and is marked provisional.